AAAAACUUGCAGUCCCGAAAAUCUAGAAAAAGCAAAAUAAUUCAAAAAGUCCAGACGAAAACCUGCCUUUCUCUUUCCCUCUUCAAUCUUCAUCCGUUCCCCACCACAAACCGCGUGUUUUCCAAUCACCUUCCGCGAACCUCUAAAUAAUACUAUUCAACUGCUUCUGCUCACCCUCAGUGCUUUUAGCUUCUGGCUUUUGGCUUAUUGCUUAUUGGUUAAUACCCAAAACGGAAUUCUGAAAUUCUGAAAUCCAAAAAUCCCAAAAAUUAAAACCAAUUUUCCUCUCAAUUUCACAACCCUAAAAGUUUAUCUUCACCGAGGCAUCAAAUCAAACACUUGGAGGGCACUCUCUGAUACUGCAGUACAAUGGCUGAGAACGGCGAAGAGAAAUUGUUGGCUAUGGCGCGCCACAUAGCCAAGACUCUGGGCCACAACGAUAAUAUGGCCGACGAUAUUUUGCAGAUUUUUUCCAACUUCGACGGUAGGUUCUCUCGCGAGAAAUUGGCUUCCGACGACGAACGAACUCGGAGCUGUGCUGCUCUCGAGCUUUCGCUGAAGUCGCUGGACCGUCAGAUCUCGCAGUAUGUGGCCACUGACCACCCAAUCUGGUCCGACUCCGCCGAUUCCGCGGCGUUUCUUGACUCGAUCGACGAGCUCAUCGUUACCAUCAGAGACUGGACUCCGAUGGCCGACGACAAGUCCGUCAGCGUCUGCCUGACGGGCGCCGAGGAUCUUAUGCAGCACGCUAUGUUCCGGCUCGAGGACGAGUUCAGAUCCUUGGUCGAACGCGGCGCCGAGUCACGAGAAUUGACUCGGGCGUUUCGCGGCGAGUCGAAUGGCGCGUUGUCGUUUGACUCCGGAGAUGAUGAUGAAGAAGAAGAGGAGGUGAUCGGGGACGGUGAGGAACACCAGAUCCCUGUUGCGCAGCCGAUUGGCGACUACGACAUCGUGAUCGACGCGCUUCCUUCUGGAACCAUCAACGACCUCCAUGAGAUCGCGAAGCGGAUGGUGGCGGCGGGUUUCGGAAAGGAGUGCUCGCACGUGUACUCCAGCUGCCGGAGAGAGUUCCUGGAAGAGAGCUUGUCGAGGCUAGGGUUGCAGAAGCUGAGCAUCGAAGAGGUCCAGAAGACGCCAUGGCAGGACCUGGAGGACGAAAUCGAGCGGUGGAUCAAAUCAGCAAACGUCGCGCUUCGGAUUCUGUUUCCGAGCGAGCGACGACUCUGCGAUCGCAUCUUCUACGGCCUCUCCUCCGCCGCGGACCUCUCGUUCAUGGAGGUUUGCCGAGGCUCGACUAUUCAGAUACUGAAUUUCGCCGACGCGGUGGCAAUAGGGAGCCGAUCGCCAGAGCGAUUGUUCAGGAUUCUCGACGUGUUCGAGACUUUGCGGGAUUUGAUGCCCGAAUUCGAGUCAGUGUUCUCCGAUCAGUACUGCUUGUUUCUCCGGAACGAAGCGAUUACGAUUUGGAAAAGGUUAGGCGAAGCGAUCAGAGGCAUUUUCAUGGAGUUGGAGAAUCUGAUCAGUCGCGACCCUGCGAAAACUCCAGUUCCUGGCGGCGGAUUGCAUCCAAUCACUCGAUAUGUGAUGAAUUAUCUCCGGGCAGCUUGCCGAUCGCGCCAGAUCCUCGAGCAGGUUUUCGAGGACAGUGCUGCGGUCUCUCAUCAACCCAAGGUUGAUGACCGAAGCUCGUCCAUGUCCGUACAAAUGGCGUGGAUUAUGGAGCUUCUGGAGAGCAAUUUGGAAGCCAAGUCAAAGAUUUACCGGGACUCUGCUUUGUGCUAUGUUUUCAUGAUGAACAAUGGGAGGUACAUUGUGCAGAAAGCGAAAGACAGCGAGUUGGGAUUGCUAUUGGGCGAUGAUUGGAUCCGAAAACACACUGCGAAAGUCCGGCAGUACCAUGUGAAUUACCAGAGAAGCUCAUGGAACAAGGUGCUUGGAGUGUUGAAGCUCGAUAGCGGCUCAUUGGCGCCAAGUGCUGCGGUCAAGUCCAUGAAGGAGAAGCUCAAGUUGUUCAACAUCUACUUCGACGAGAUCUGUAAAACGCAGUCCAAUUGGGUAGUUUUCGACGAUCAGCUCAGAGGCGAUUUGAUAAUUUCGCUUGUCAAAAUCUUGUUGCCAGCGUAUCAGAGCUUCAUCGGUAGGUUUCCGAAUGUUCCGGAAAUCGGAUGGCAUGAUAAGUACAUUAAGUAUGCUACUGAGGACGUUGAAGCUAAGAUCAAUGACCUGUUCCGCGGCAGUAGAGGAUCCGCCGGCGCUGGUGGUGGCCGGAAGUGAAGAAGCUAAAGCUGCUAGGGACGAUUCGCCUUGUAUGUAAUCGAAAACAAGUUUACAGAAAGUUUUGUUUAUGAAUUGAAAGCUUUGUAAUCUAGAUGUUUGGUUGUGUUUAAGUACAGUUUUAUUUCUAUCUGUGAUAACUAGACGUCGAAGCCAAGAUGUCGAU
Messenger RNA from Malus domestica (apple), 2440 nucleotides. RefSeq names its product exocyst complex component EXO70B1-like. Gene Ontology annotation, molecular function: phosphatidylinositol-4,5-bisphosphate binding. Gene Ontology annotation, cellular component: exocyst. Lineage: Eukaryota; Viridiplantae; Streptophyta; Magnoliopsida; Rosales; Rosaceae. Gene Ontology annotation, biological process: exocytosis. The record is from RefSeq and is a predicted model, not a curated record.